This is a messenger RNA of Labeo rohita (rohu), 1586 nucleotides long. Its product is annotated as class I histocompatibility antigen, F10 alpha chain. Gene Ontology annotation, biological process: immune response. Gene Ontology annotation, cellular component: external side of plasma membrane. The coding region runs from base 16 to 705 and encodes 229 amino acids. The transcript is spliced from 5 exons. NCBI's taxonomy places the organism in Eukaryota, Metazoa, Chordata, Actinopteri, Cypriniformes, Cyprinidae. The record is from RefSeq and is a predicted model, not a curated record.
UACACAUACCAGAUAAUGUAUGGCUGUGAGUGGGAUGAUCAGACUGGAGAAACAAAUGCAUUCGAACAGCAUGGUUAUGAUGGAGAGGACUUUAUAUCUCUGGAUUUGAAAGAGCUGAGAUUUAUUUCCCCAGUGCAGCAAGGAAUCCCCACUGUACAGAAGUGGAACAAUGACAAAAGUAAACUCGACUAUGUCAAAAAUUACUACAGCACUGAGUGCAUUGACUGGUUGAAGAAGUAUGUGCAGUAUGGAAAGAGCAGCCUGGAGAAAACAGUCUCUCCUCAAGUGUCUCUGCUGCAGAAGGAUCCCUCAUCUCCAGUGGCAUGUCAUGCUACAGGAUUUUACCCAGGUGGAGUAACAAUCAACUGGCAGAAAAACGGACAAGACCAUGAUGAGGAUGUGGAUCUUGGUGAAAUUGUUCCCAGUGAGAAUGGAACCUUUCAGGUGAUGAGCAAACUCAAUGUUAAACCUGAGGAGUGGAAGAAGAAUGAGUACGAAUGUGUGGUGGAACACAAGAGCAGAACCACCAGAAGCGUUCUGACAGAGGACAACGUCAUAACUAACUAUGGAUCUAAUUCCUCAGAGUCUCUUCCCAUUAUUCCCAUCAUUAUUGGUGCCGUUGCUGCUGUCCUGUUGGUGGUCAUCGGUGUUGCUGGGUACUGUGUGUAUCAGAAGAGGAAUGGCUUUAGACCUGUCCUCCGGUAAAUUCAUCACUAUUUCUUUUUGAUUUAUUUAAUAAUCUCUAUUUGAUUAAUAAAUGUUUCAAUAACAGGCUGUGCUGCUGGGUACUGGUUUAUAUUAUGUACUGUUUAUAUUUAAAUCUGAAGUAAAGUCACCAAGUUUUGUUCUGCAAUAUCUUUGUUUAAUGCAAUUGAAUCAGUAACAAAAACAAUAUGACAUGUAUUUGUAACAAUAUGUAAUGCCAUUCUGUGCUAAUCUAAACAGUUUUGUUCGAGCAGUCUGUUGUAUUGUUGUUGUAAUGUUGUUUUCUGUUGUAGCCUCUGAUGAUGGAUCAAACAGCUCAACUCAUACCGAUCCUAAUGCAUAAAGAUAAUGCUUUGUUUCUUUUGCCAUUUUAGGAGACUAGAAAAGUGGAAGAGAUGAAGAAAAAAUGAGGCACACCUGAUGUGAAUGAAGCCUCAUCACCGCUGCUGUUAAAAUGCCGAGUGCGCCUCUCCUCGGGAGACCAGUCUCUUGCCCGUGCAUGCAUGCUGGUGUCCUCGUGGGUCCAGGAAGGGAGCGUAGAGGGACUGAGUGCCACCGAAAUGAUGGACGAGCUGCCGGACCCACGGUCCGGAUUUGGACCGCACCCAAACGGCUGCGGGCUAGGAUGCCGGGCCCAUUUACCCGGCUCAGGAAGUGCCAAGAUGAAAGGUGGAUGAAGCCGCUACCCCUCGUGCCACGGACCUUGGCGGGGAGCGAGUGCGGCCGACGGACUCCGCCCCUUACCUGGAACCUUCCCUUCUGAACACUGCCCCUCCUUCACAGAACCCCUGCACGUCGAGGACACCAGACCCCCUAUUUAUUUUGGACACUUUUGUUUGUUUAUAUUGUUUAAUAAAAGCCUCUCCGAGGCCUGACGUCAC